This is a messenger RNA of Letharia columbiana, 978 nucleotides long. RefSeq lists its product as uncharacterized. Gene Ontology annotation, molecular function: phosphatidate phosphatase activity. Lineage: Eukaryota; Fungi; Ascomycota; Lecanoromycetes; Lecanorales; Parmeliaceae. The coding region runs from base 1 to 978 and encodes 325 amino acids. The transcript has 4 exons. The record is from RefSeq and is a predicted model, not a curated record. Gene Ontology annotation, biological process: phospholipid metabolic process.
AUGCCCCGCGCCGCUGGGAAGAAGACAGCUGGCAAAGACGAAGACUUCAUGUCUUCCGUCUCCAGAUUUUGGAACCGUUCCUACGCUGCAGACUACGCUGGCUUCGCCCUGCUGCUGCUGGCAUAUAGCUUGAUCCAAGUACUCGUCGAGCCUUUCCAUCGCAUGUUCUCCCUCGACAACAUCUCUAUACAAUACCCUCACGCCGCGGUCGAGCGUGUACCAGUCAUAUGGAACGUCGCCUACUCUGUCUUUCUGCCACUGUGCAUAUUCUUCCUGUGGGCAAUUAUACUUAGGCCUGGUCUACACAAGACCAAUGUCACAAUACUGGGUCUUGCGAUCAGCAUCAUGCUGACUACGUUCCUUACGGACGUGGUUAAAAAUUCCGUGGGACGACCAAGGCCGGACCUGAUUGCUCGCUGCAAGCCUAGAAAGGGUACCCCUGAGCAUACUCUGAUCACCAUUGGCUCUUGCACCGAGACGGAUCACCACGUUUUACAUGAUGGAUGGAGAAGCUUUCCCAGCGGUCACAGCAGCCUUGCUUUUAGUGGAUUAGGGUAUCUGGCGUUGUUCUUCGCUGGGCAAAUGCAUGUUUUCCGACCCCGAACUGAUCUAGCCAGAGUUCUGCUUGCCCUAGCACCGCUGGUCGCUGCUGCGCUGAUAUCAAUAUCGCGCUUGGAAGACUACAGGCAUGAUGUCUACGAUGUCACUACGGGAUCGAUUCUGGGCAUGCUCGUCGCUUAUUUCUCGUACAGAAGGUACUACCCAAUGCUGACUUCACCUCGUUGCGAUACACCAUUCCCAAGCCGAGCAGAGUGGGCUUCGAGAAAUGGAUUCGGGAAGCUGAAGGAUGAGGAGGCAAGGACUGGAAGCGCUGAAAGCUUUGACGUAGACGACAUGGAGGAUGACGCGGAGCAUGUGCCUUUGCGAGACGCGAGUAGAGAGCGUGGCAGGUUUGUUGGUAGUAGAAGCGAGCCAUAG